Messenger RNA from Ostrea edulis (European flat oyster), 3580 nucleotides. RefSeq names its product E3 ubiquitin-protein ligase RNF213-like. The transcript has 19 exons. Gene Ontology annotation, molecular function: ATP hydrolysis activity; ubiquitin-protein transferase activity. NCBI's taxonomy places the organism in Eukaryota, Metazoa, Mollusca, Bivalvia, Ostreida, Ostreidae. The record is from RefSeq and is a predicted model, not a curated record. The coding region runs from base 260 to 2512 and encodes 750 amino acids.
UAACAAAUUGAAGAACGAGAUUAGAAGAAAUUCCGUUUUUCCUUCACAGAUUAAGGAUUUGUACAUCGGAUUGGUAAAAAACCAAACCUGGGAUGUUCUUGACUUUUUUCCAAACGAAAGCAUUGAAAGCCAGGAGCUGAAGUCUUUACUGAUUCAUUUAUUCAUUUUGUACCAUGCUGCUCCUGAGAUAACCGGUAUUAGUGAACCAUUCCUCAAUAUCUUCCGUUGCCGCCAUCCAUUACCGGAAUUUCUUCCAACGAUGCCGGAAAAUGUCACCCUAUCUGAGUUACGACAGAUUAUAUAUCGUGGUUCGAGUGCACAGAUCUUCAUGUGUCCGAACAACCACCCCUAUGUAAUUACAGAGUGUGGGCGACCCUGGGUUAAAUCAAACUGUCCCAUUCCUGGAUGUGGUGAAGUCAUUGGAGGUACAUCACAUACCGCUGCUAAAGGAAACAGGAAACUGACAGAAAAGGAGAUUCAGGAUCUUGACAAAGGUCAUUCUUUAGGAGAGGCAAUUCAAAUAGAUGACCAAGCAUCUGCUGUACGGAACCUUUCGAGCACAUCAUGCGCAAUUCUGAGGUUCUACUUGCAUGCCACCAUGCUACUUGCUUGUAAAGAAAACAGAAACAUACCAAUUAUAAAAGGUAUGUGCAAAACAAACAGGGAGCCCUUUCCUGAUUUCCUUUUGAAACACGUUCAAAAUGAUUUGAAAAGAAUCCAAAGGGUAUUGGAUUUAAAUUUCGACGAUGUUAUGAUCCUACUUCAUCGUUUGAACUUCAGUAUGCUGGCUUCAUUUAUCCAAACCUAUAGAGGAAACUCAGAUCUGAGAAGCAAAGACGAACGACAGAAAUGGGAGACUGAUUUUCAAAAAGAUGUAUUAGAUCCAAUUAUAUUGGUCCAUGAUCAAGUGUUAAGAGGUAUAAAGACUGAUAUGAAGAAAGAACAUACAGUUUUUGAAGAGAGCACUGAAAAAGAGAGACAUAUUGAAUUUGACAAACUUCACAGAACGGGCAGACUGUGGAAGUACAGGAAACAGAUCUCCGUUCAAAGUUUCAAACUCAGUUUCCAAACAAUGGCUGCAGAGAAAAACAUCAGGCAAGGAAAGUGUUUAUUGCUGAAAGAAUAUUUCAGUUGUAUGCAUUCUUUGCACGGCAUCCGGUUUCUUCCGCAUAUAUUCAGUCUUCAGCGAGAUCUUCUGCAUCGAUUUAAUCGGAAAGCAACCAAAGAUUAUUUGGACACCACAAAGUUCUUUUCUUUAGUUCAAGCGAUAGCAUCAGAAACGGAAAGAGAUCAGUUAACUUCGGACGUAAAUAGAUUCUUGGCAGCGUGGAGAGAGAUGAGACAUCAGUUAGCUGAUUAUCCACUCGUCAUCAAAAAGAGUGAGAACAGUGCAGUAACAACCAUCGUGUUUCCAAGGGACAUGUGUAACACGGAGAUAACUGACGAGUCACCUUUGUCAGUUUUCCUACCUAGUUAUGUGGGGUUGGGACUAUAUUCGUUUGCACUUACCCACUUCUUGCUAUCCCAACAAAAUUCCUUUCUGGAGAAAUACUGUAAUAUUCAUGGUCAUAGUUACAGCGAUUGGCCGAUCAAACUUCCGGGAAAAGCCACCCAAGCUGACAUUAUCGUGAUCGAUGAAACGAGAGAUGUACUGCCUUUAAUUAUUGCUCACAGUCAUUACACUGUUUCUGACAAUGGCAAAACGGCUGAGUUUGAUUUUGAAGGAUUUGAGCGUCAUUUGAAAAGACAAUACAUCGAUGCUAAGCCGAAAUUUGACACCAAACAAAUUCCAGUCAUAAGAUAUACCUCCGAAAGAACAGAAAUUUCCAUGUUUUCUCUCCUAAGGGAGAGAGUUCCGCAGGUUCCUUUGAGUGCAUCACAGGCUUCCAUUCUGGCCGAAGAAUACAGAACUAUUCCUGAAAUAUGUGCCUGUCUUGAUCAUCUCGAUAUAAGUAUCAAAUUUCUGCACGCUGCUAGCCCUGAUCCUGCAGAAAAUCUAUACAAGUUCAUGACAGACACACUCAGAUUUGAAAUUGAUUCAUUUGGAGAGCAGACAAGACAGAUUUGUUCAAUAAAACACACGCAAUGUUUCUGGAUAUUGCUGAUGAUGUGGAAAGCGAAGAAACAAGCCUCAAUUAACCAGGAUCCAUUUGAAAUCUUGAAUGAUACAUAUAAGAUAGGGAUAACCAAAGCACACAGCAAGAUGUUAAAAAACCAUGUCAACUCCUUGCCGAAGGACAAGAAAGCCUCAUUGGAGCAUAUUCUGUUUGAAUCCAUAAUGUUCAUCAUUGGAGAUGAGGAUGAGGAUCAGGAUUUUCAUGAGCUAAAAUUACGAGAUGUGCUGUGCGGUUAUAUCGAUGCCCCAAGAUACUCUUCGAAUCUGUUGGAGGAAGAGGAAUCGGAUAUUGGAACUCCAGCCUACGGUUUGGAAGAUUGCUGGCAAUUCCCAGAGGAGAUAAUGGGAAACCAAUGUGUAAAUGCUUGGAAAACAAUCAUUCUAACAAAAAACUAAUUAUAUAUACUGUCAGACCAGGUCCUAGUAUUCGCCUUGUCAUCUGACAACUAUCGCUUAUUCUUCUGUAACAUUUUUGUACUGUAUAUUAUUAUAUAUCGUAUUGACUUGAUGGGUAUUUGUAGCAGAAUUGUAAAUACAGCUAAAUAUAUCAAUUUGCAUGUAACACAUGAAGAGAUUGUAUAAUUCUUGUCAAUUGUUCUUAUACAUGUACUAUAAUAUUAUGAAAAAGCAGCUCUCUCUAUUUCACAUUAUUGAUUUAUGAGCUAGAUACAAUAUAAUACUAGUGGGUUUUUUUUUAUUUUGUACUGGUCAGUUUAUAUAUCAGUUUCUCGAAAUGAUGUAGGUACAUGUAACGGAUUUUUCCUCUAAAUGAUAUACCACACAUGUACCAGUUUGUGUAAUUGAUACAUGUAUCAGAUGAUCUAAAUAAUACAUGUAUCAGAUGAUCUAAAUGAUACAUGUAUCAGAUGAUCUAAAUGAUACAUGUGUCAGAUGAUCUAAAUGAUACAUGUAUCAGAUGAUCUAAAUGAUACAUGUAUCAGAUGAUCUAAAUGAUAUAUGUAUCAGAUGAUCUAAAUGAUACAUGUAUCUAGAGGAAGCAUAUACCAGAUUAUCUUACUGAUGUAUGUACCGCUGUAUCUAAGUGGUACAUAAAGCAGUUUAUUUUUUUUUUCAAGUUUAUAACUUGUUUUCAGAAGAACAAUGAUUCUUGAGAUGACAACAUUACAAUAUGGUUGUAAGAAAUUCAUAUCAAUGAUGAUCACAGUGUGUGUCAAUAGGUACCAGGAAUGUCCAUCACAAAGUCAGAAUGUAAUAUACGCUUGCACAACUUAUCUUCUGAGAAUGCUAGCUAUAAUCUUGUAAUCACUGUUUUAUGUCGUUGAAUAUAUCGUAAAUGAAGACUGUGGUUUACGCUUCGUAAUGAUGACUAAUUGUAUACUAACUGUUUACAAUUGAAAUAUCUAAAUGUAAUUUUUUAGACGCAAAACCUAUGUUUGCAGUUUAUAAAAAUUGAUUUCAUACUUUUGUAGUUAAUCUGUCAAUAAUAAACGUGUGUUGUUUCAA